AUGUUCAUUGGAGAUCGUGGUCUUUGUGUCGGCUCUCGUUUGAAGGGUCAUUUAAAGUAUGGUGGAAAAUGGAAGCCUCGCUUACAUUCAUCUGUCGCCACUGUGCAUACUACCAACGAACACAAGACAUCCCAGACGUGCAUGUACUGCUUUGGGCCCACCUCUCAUCCCACACAAACCAUCAAAGCAAAAGAUGGUAAGACCAAGGCAAGGUCCAUUCAUGGUGCAUUCCUGUGCUUAAAUCCUGCCUGUGUGUCCGUUCUCAAUCACAGAGCCAUUCAAGGUAGAGACAAGACAUCUGCUUUGGCCAUCGCUGUCUCUGGGCUUUCCAUUCUCUUGUUCAAGCAGCCAUUGCCUGUAUUCAAUCCAAACCCCAGUCAAUCCAACACUGGCAUUAUUUCCAAGACCACCUCUUUCUGCAGCAGAAACGAGAAAAGGGACGGCAGCGGUGCUGUAUUAGCGGACGCUUGA
This is a messenger RNA of Mucor velutinosus, 471 nucleotides long. Its product is annotated as Protein phosphatase 2C 2. NCBI's taxonomy places the organism in Eukaryota, Fungi, Mucoromycota, Mucoromycetes, Mucorales, Mucoraceae. The transcript has a single exon. Bases 1 to 471 code for a protein of 156 amino acids. The record is from RefSeq and is a predicted model, not a curated record.